AUGUCAGACUGCAUCACAAAGGCGUCUCAUACAGACGAACCAGCAACGCGUGCACUUGACAGCUCACUCGCCAAGCGGUUGAGAAAUAUCAACGCAGGAGGAAGAAGUUACGAUUCGCUCAGGUGUCAGAGAUUGGUUGAAGAUACGGGAAACAUACGUAUGACUGAGAAUGGUCCCAACAAGGUCUCAAUUCCCACAGAUUGCGGUCGAGAAAUCUCUUUAAAAUCGUCAAAGGAUUGUACGACUGCGGGUUACUGUGCGUGGAAUUUAUAUGAUGAGCACCUUUGUAAAAGCUGUGGGGAACAGGGAGAGGUGGUUGAUUUCGAUUAUCAUAUAGCUAAUUUUGAGGAAGGAAAUGGAGACGGAGAAUCGGCAGGAGCGUAG
Molecule: messenger RNA, 384 nt
Organism: Kwoniella botswanensis
Lineage: Eukaryota; Fungi; Basidiomycota; Tremellomycetes; Tremellales; Cryptococcaceae
Exons: 3
Coding region: 1-384 (127 amino acids)
Source: RefSeq, a predicted model, not a curated record